CCGAGCGUGGCGGAGGGUGCGGGGGAAUCCGGGUGCCGGCGCGUGGAGGUUGCGUCGGGGCUGCCCGGGAGUCGGGGAGCAGCAGGGUGCCGGGGCCGAGAGCCCGCGUGUCCCCGCGGCGAGUCCGCGCGGGCGGGCGGGGCGCAGCAAGUGUGUGCGAGCGCGCGGAGCCGGGCGGAGCGCCGAGGGGCCCGGCGGGUCGCGGGGAGGAGGGAUGCGUGCCCUGAACUUUUUGCCCGCCCUGGAAGUACGAGCGAUCGCGCCCGCGGGGUCUCCUUGCGGCCGCCGGGCGAUGGGCAGGGAGCGCGUGUGCCCGCCGCCGCCCCUCCCCCACUUCCGCCUCCCGCCUCUUCCUCGUUCCCGGCUCCCAGAGCCCGUCCGUGCCGGGGGAGACCCGGCGGCGCAGCCCGCUCCCACGGCCCCGCCGCCGUCGCGCCGGAGCGGACAGCCUGAGUCAGCGCGGGCGCCUGGCGCGGCAGGAGCUGACAUGGACCCAAAUCCGCGGGCAGCCCUGGAGCGCCAGCAGCUCCGCCUUCGGGAGCGGCAGAAAUUCUUUGAGGACAUUUUACAGCCUGAGACAGAGUUUGUCUUCCCCCUGUCCCACCUGCAUCUCGAGUCGCACAGACCCCCCAUAGGUAGUAUCUCAUCCAUGGAGGUGAAUGUGGACACACUCGAGCAAGUGGAACUUAUUGACCUUGGGGAUCAAGAUGGAGCUGAUGUGUUCUUGCCUUGCGAAGAUCCUCCACCUACCCCCCAGACAUCUGGGGCGGACGACUAUCCCGAGGAGCCGAGCCUGCCAAUGCCCACACCAGACAGGACCACAUCCCGCACUUCCUCCUCGUCCUCUGACGCCUCCAUCAACCCGCACAGCCCAGAUGUCAGUGACGGCGGAGUAGACACGCCCUUAGCACAGUCUGACGAGGAGGAGGAUGGGGGAGACGGCGGGGCAGAGCCUGGAGCCUGCAGCUAGCAGUGGGCUCCCACCUACAGACUGAUUGAGCUGCCUAUUCUCCACUUGAGACCCCAGGCCUAGGCAGAGCCCUUUGGAGAAGACCAGACUGUUUACUUGCAGUAGGCACCAGAGGGAGGAAAGGAUGGUAGGAUGGUGUACCUUUCUGAGAAUUAACCCAUUCCUGCUUUACUGCUAACCUUUACCUGCUGCAACCUUCCUGCCAGUUUUUGGCUUACUCUGAGGUAGGGCCCCCAAGUGAGGAGAUGGAAGAUGAGAUAGGACAAGAUGCCACUGCUUUUCUUAGCACUCUUCCCUCCUCCAGACUAUCCUGCAGUCUCCUGAUAGAGUCUCCUAAACCAGUGUCUCUAAAUGGACGUGAACUCCUUAACACUCCCAGUGAGAUGGUACUCCGGCCAUCCUGCUUCCUUACAUACUUUUUGGAACAGGGCACGGUAUGAAUAAUAAACAGAUAAUAAUAUACCA
Messenger RNA from Hippopotamus amphibius kiboko, 1435 nucleotides. It is a transcript of the gene DBNDD2, whose product is annotated as dysbindin domain containing 2. Bases 215 to 970 code for a protein of 251 amino acids. The record is from RefSeq and is a predicted model, not a curated record. The transcript has 4 exons. Lineage: Eukaryota; Metazoa; Chordata; Mammalia; Artiodactyla; Hippopotamidae. Gene Ontology annotation, biological process: negative regulation of protein kinase activity. Gene Ontology annotation, cellular component: cytoplasm.